Molecule: messenger RNA, 258 nt
Organism: Aplosporella prunicola CBS 121167
Lineage: Eukaryota; Fungi; Ascomycota; Dothideomycetes; Botryosphaeriales; Aplosporellaceae
Exons: 2
Coding region: 1-258 (85 amino acids)
Source: RefSeq, a predicted model, not a curated record
AUGGCCACCACCACCGCCGCUGCUAGCACCGCCACUACCACCACGGCCGACAAGAGCGGCACCAUCUUCACGCAGAACACGCUGGAGAGCCACGUGGGCGCGGGCAUCGCGCUCUUCUUCAUCAUCUUCUACGUUACCGACUUCAUCCUGCUGUCGCUCAUGCAGGCCAAGGAUAAGAAGGAACGACAGCAGUUCAUCCUCGGGGAGCCGCAGUCGCCGCUGAUGAUCGAAACACCCCUCUCGAGCGACGAGGUGUGA